Molecule: messenger RNA, 2625 nt
Organism: Phyllostomus hastatus (greater spear-nosed bat)
Lineage: Eukaryota; Metazoa; Chordata; Mammalia; Chiroptera; Phyllostomidae
Product: zinc finger protein 883-like
Exons: 5
Coding region: 83-2185 (700 amino acids)
Biological process (GO): regulation of immune system process; regulation of cytokine production; negative regulation of transcription by RNA polymerase II
Source: RefSeq, a predicted model, not a curated record
GGAGCUGCCGGCCAGGUUUUGCUUUAGCAGCCGGAGGCUGGGAGAGAUCUUUCGGCAGAAGGCGGAGCACUUGCUCGGCGAGAUGCCCGUUCGGGCGGCGGAGCCUGGCGGGGCCGGGGACCAGGCGGGGGCGCAGGCGGGCCGAGAACGCGGCGAGCGGCCGCGGGGAGCAGCUGGAGCCCCAGGUCCGCCCUCACGUCGCCGAAACGAGCCCGGCGGGGCGGCGCGGGGCGGCCGGGCACGGGGGACUCGGAGAGCGGCGGGUCCAAUGUGUCCCCCCAUCGCGGGCCUCGGGGCCGCCGAAGCCGCAGUCCUCCGGGCGCCCAGAGCGGCCGGAAGUGCGCUCGGCCGGGGCGGGGCGGGCGCGGGUUCACUUCCGGCCGGCGCGGGCGCGAGCGCGGGCUCGGCGGCCGCCUCGGGCUCCGAAGGUCCCGGGCGAGCGCACCUUCGUCGGGCCUUGAGGACGAUGGCGGCCCCGGGGGGCUGUCAGCAGCCGCCUCGUGUCCCGGCCCCUGUGAGCCUCAAGUCGCCGGGGACCCCUGGAGCCCACCACCCGGAGGCCCGGCUCCGCUCCCACAGUCGGCAGCACGAUUCUGAGGCGGAGCCCGAGCAGGCUCUGCCGUCUCCGCAUCUGCAGGAUGCUGGACGCGAGGUGGACCAGGACGGAGGGGCACUGAGGACCCUUCUGAGGGGUCUGCCCUGCAGGCCCCAGUGUGCGGACAGCCUCGGACAGGAGCCCGGCUCGGAGCAGCGUGCAGGCCAUUCGUCCGGAGCCGGCGGGUCCUGCCUGCCCAAGAGGGGCGCCUGGCGUGUGACUCUCAGGCCGCUGGGAGCCUCAGGGACGGCGGGCGGCUCGGAGCUGGGGGACGGCUUCGGCCGGGGCUCGGGCCUCGGGGCCUUGCAGGGCGGCCCGCGCAGCGCGAAGCCGCACCGGUGCGAGGCCUGCAGCAAGAGCUUCAAGUACCACUCGCUGCUGCUGAAGCACCAGCGCAUCCACACCGGCGAGAAGCCCUAUGCCUGUCACGAGUGCGACAAGCGCUUCCGCGGCUGGUCCGGCUUCAUCCAGCACCACCGCAUCCACACGGGCGAGAAGCCCUACGAGUGCGGCGAGUGCGGCCGCGCCUUCAGCCACAGCUCGCACUUCACGCAGCACCUGCGCGUGCACAACGGCGAGAAGCCCUACGCGUGCGCCGAGUGCGGCCAGGCCUUCAGCCAGAGCUCCAACCUGCUGCGGCACCGGCGGCUGCACACGGGCGAGAAGCCCUACGCUUGCAGCCAGUGCGGCAAGGCCUUCGUCUGGAGCUCCGUCCUCAUCGAGCACCAGCGCAUCCACACGGGCGAGAAGCCCUACGAGUGCGCCGAGUGCGGCAAGGCCUUCCGCGGCCGCUCGCACUUCUUCCGGCACCUGCGGACGCACACGGGCGAGAAGCCCUUCGCCUGCGGCGCCUGCGGCAAGGCCUUCGGCCAGAGCUCCCAGCUCAUCCAGCACCAGCGGAAGGAGACCGGGGAGAAGCCCUACACGUGCGGCGACUGCGGCAAGGCCUUCGUGCACAGCUCGCUCGUCAUCCGGCACCAGCGCACCCACAGCGGGGAGAGGCCCUACCUCUGCCAGGAGUGCGGCAAAGCCUUCAGCCAGAGCUUCAACCUCGUCCGGCACCAGCGCGUGCACACCGGCGAGAAGCCCUACAGGUGCGCCGAGUGCGGCAAGACCUUCAGCCAGAGGUCCGACGCCGUCAAGCACCGGAGGAUCCACACCGGGGAGAGGCUGUACGAGUGCCGCGAGUGCGGCAAGGCCUUCAUCCACAGCUCCAACGUGGUGCGGCACCAGCGCACCCACCACGGGGAGAACCCGUACGCGUGCCAGGAGUGUGGCCAGGCCUUCAGCCAGAGCUCCAACCUCCUCCAGCACCAGCGCGUGCACACCGGCGAGAAGCCCUUCGCCUGCCGGGAGUGCGGGCGCGCCUUCAGCCGCAGCUCCUUCCUCAGCGAGCACAGGCGCAUCCACACCGGCGAGAAGCCCUACGAGUGCGCCGAGUGCGGGCGCGCCUUCCGGGCCCUGUCCGGCUUUUUCCGGCACCAGCGGGUGCACACGGGCGAGAAGCCGUUCCGCUGCGCCGAGUGCGGCCACGCCUUCCGCCUGAGCUUCCACCUCAUCCAGCACCAGCGGGUGCACAGCGGAGAGUGAAGCCGGGACGUGGGAGCGUGGGGCAGGGACACGUGCGCACGGGUGGGGAGGGGGCGCGGCCCCGCUGAGCUGGUGCCCACACGGAGCUCUGCGGGCCUUGCACCCUGCGCGGCCGCGGGGCGGGGCCGGGAGGCCGUCAUGGUGGUGCGCGUUGCUGCCACCGGCGAGUCUGCGGCCUCCUCGCCCGGGAGCGGCCCGAGCGGGAAGUGGAGUCUGGGAGGUGAGUUCCCGCGGGCACAUCGCCGACGCUCCCGGAGGAGGGACUGGCGGCGGUGGCCCGUGUCCACCGGCAUCGGCUCCGGUCCGGUCAUUUGCGUGGCUCACACUGUUACUUCCGGCGCAAUCCGCACGUGGUGCCGUGUGUCGCUCCUAAGUGUUUUGGUUCCGUGAGGUUUAACAAACAGUGUUCACUUAAACCUUUGUAACCGCCGUGCUGUCGG